Messenger RNA from Calypte anna (Anna's hummingbird), 1702 nucleotides. RefSeq names its product par-6 family cell polarity regulator gamma (gene PARD6G). Bases 6 to 1160 code for a protein of 384 amino acids. Gene Ontology annotation, biological process: regulation of cellular localization; centrosome cycle; establishment or maintenance of cell polarity. Gene Ontology annotation, cellular component: apical plasma membrane; nucleus; cell cortex. The transcript is spliced from 3 exons. Lineage: Eukaryota; Metazoa; Chordata; Aves; Apodiformes; Trochilidae. The record is from RefSeq and is a predicted model, not a curated record. Gene Ontology annotation, molecular function: protein kinase C binding.
GGAAGAUGAACCGGAGUUUCAACAAAUCUCAGACUCUGCGGUACCUGGAGUGCAGCGCGGUGGAAGUAAAGAGCAAGUUUGGAGCAGAGUUCAGAAGAUUCUCCCUGGAUCGCUUCAAGCCAGGAAAAUUUGAAGACUUCUACAAACUAAUUCUUCACAUUCAUCACAUAGCCAACCUGGAAGUGAUGAUUGGGUAUGCUGAUGUACAUGGAGACCUUCUGCCCAUUAAUAAUGAUGACAACUUUUUCAAGGCUGUUUCAAGUGCUCAUCCACUACUCAGGGUUUUUAUACAAAGACAAGAUGAAGUGGACUACAGUAAUUUUGGGACCAAUACCCUAUCAAGGAAGAAGAAAGCUCUGGUGACACUCCGCAAUGACAACCUCCGCCGACGUCCUCACAUUAACAUCAGCAUGCCUCAUGAUUUCAGACCAGUGUCUUCCAUAAUAGAUGUGGACAUUCUUCCUGAAACACACAGGAGAGUGAGGCUGUAUCGACACGGGUGUGAGAAGCCCUUAGGAUUUUACAUUCGUGAUGGCACCAGCGUAAGGGUUACUCCUCAUGGACUGGAAAAAGUACCUGGUAUCUUCAUCUCUCGUAUGGUUCCUGGAGGCUUAGCAGAGAGCACGGGCUUGCUGGCUGUGAAUGAUGAAGUCCUGGAAGUUAAUGGCAUUGAAGUAGCAGGAAAGACUCUUGAUCAAGUCACAGACAUGAUGAUUGCCAACAGCCAUAAUCUUAUUAUCACAGUCAAGCCAGCAAACCAGAGGAAUAACAUUAUUCGAAGCAGUAGGAUGUCUGGGAGCUCUGGUCAGUCUACAGACAGCACUGCAAGUCACCACAGCUUGCCUACAUCCCAUGUGCUGCAGAACUUCCACCCUGAUGAAAUGGAGAGUGAUGAAGAGGCUGAUAUUGUCAUCGAGGGUGGUCUGGAGCCACAGCACAUUCCCAAACUACACAGCCUUACUUCUAGUAGCCUCUCUCGGAUCAAUGGCAGCAGCCUUAGCCACAGACUUCAAAGGGACCUGGUGCUCAACAACAACUCUGGCAGAGAAAGCAAUGGCAACAUCCACAAACUACUCAGUUCCUUAAAAACUGAUCCCCGACACAGUCUGGUUAUCCCCAGGGGAGGAAUUGAGGAGGAUGGAACAGUCAUUACACUUUAGUAGCAAUUCCCAAAACUCUCUUUUUAGUCUUAAGUGCCAAUUGGGACAAUUGACUCUUGCAAUGUGUUAUUGCACAGACCAGAGAGCUGAUAUCCUCAUAGACCUCACCAGUGCAGGAAGAUUGUUGCUUUCUAGGAAAUGUGGCAUCUGGAGUUAGGCAUAAAAUGUUCAUGCACUGCAAAAUUUGUCAGGAGAAAGCCAGAGUUGCACAACCUGGUUGAUAUUCCAGCCCUAAUAUGAGAACACAAAUUUAUUUUAGUUGGUAUAAAUCUAAGCAGUCUUACAGGCUACCAAUGGCAGUGCUGCAUACUUGGGUUUGAAUGCAUGGGUGGAUGUAUUUAUACAUGCAUGUAUAUGAAUUAGAUUUUAAUAGUAACAGACAUGUCUAUUUGAAGUGAAAUCUGGUUUUCCUCUAACACCAGUUUAAAGAAAGUGCAUCUUAAUAGCCAUCCCAUCUUCUUACUGUUACAUGCAGACCUUCCACUAACUUGUUUACAUCCUAUUUACCACCUCAUGUCUAAUCCAGACAAGCUCUAUAAAAG